Pungitius pungitius (ninespine stickleback) is the source of this 1149-nucleotide messenger RNA. RefSeq names its product immunoglobulin kappa light chain-like. The coding region runs from base 1 to 1050 and encodes 349 amino acids. Lineage: Eukaryota; Metazoa; Chordata; Actinopteri; Perciformes; Gasterosteidae. The record is from RefSeq and is a predicted model, not a curated record. The transcript has 5 exons. Gene Ontology annotation, biological process: response to bacterium.
AUGAUGACAUCUCCAAGGUUUGCCGUCUAUGUGACAUGUUUGUUCUUGUGGAAAAUGGCUCAUGCAACUGAUCUAAAAUUGUCGUCACCUGUGCAUCAAGAAAGAGAAUUUGCAUCAGUCGAUGUUGGAGACAACAUUACUUUGCAAUGUUCCUAUGGGACUAAUCUUGGAACACGGCUUAGCUGGUAUAAGCAAACGCUGGGACAGAGACCAAAGCUGGUUUCCAACUUCUAUCAGUUUGACGUAAAUGGCACUUUUUAUCAUGAAUUUGAGAACAAUCCACGCUUCACAAUGCAUACGGAAAAAGGUCAUAAUCACUUGACAAUUAUUGAUUUGAAAAUGUCAGACACAGCAACUUACUACUGUGCACAUAGCGCUUUAUAUGCGGUGACUUUUGCCGAGGGCACAGUUGUCAGUGUGCAGGGUUCAGGUUUGACCGUCCCAGCUUUGCUCCUUCAGUCACCAUCAGAGACCAUCCAGCCAGGAGGCUCUGUGACUCUGAACUGUACAGUACAAACUGGGACCUGUGAUGGACAACACAGUGUUUACUGGUUCAAAGACUCUGAAGAAUCUCAUCCAGCACUCAUUUACACUGAUGGAGGCAGCACUGAUCAGUGUGAGAGGAAACCCAACACACAAACACACACCUGUGACUACAACCUGCGGAUGGAGAGCCUGAAUCUGUCUCAUGCUGGGACCUACUACUGUGCUGUUGUCUCCUGCGGACACAUUCUGUUUGGAAACAGGACCAAACUGGACUUUGAGGAUGAUCUGGUCUCUCCUUUCUUUUUCUAUCUCUUAAGUGGAUCUUUGGUAUUCAUCAACAUCCUAGUUGUUUUACUGGCUCUUUCAGUGUGCGUGAUGAACAAGACAGACAGCUGCCAAAGAACAGAAUCUCAAGCAAGAUAUCCAGCUUCUUCCACGGCAAAUGCAAAGGGUUACCAAAACAAAGAAACCCUGUAUUAUUCAAGUGUCGAUCUGUACAUCAAAUCAAGAAGACAGACGGAUCAGACCUGGAGUGAAUGUGUUUACUAUAGCGUGAGGCAGUAAAACUGGACAUAUGACAAGUGUUUUUCUUUUCAACUUUAUUUUUGAUUGUUAUAUAACUUGAAGAUAAAUAAGAUUCUACUUGCUCUGCAGACAAUAUGA